Molecule: messenger RNA, 3693 nt
Organism: Sinocyclocheilus anshuiensis
Lineage: Eukaryota; Metazoa; Chordata; Actinopteri; Cypriniformes; Cyprinidae
Product: bone morphogenetic protein 6-like
Exons: 7
Coding region: 655-1911 (418 amino acids)
Biological process (GO): BMP signaling pathway
Cellular component (GO): extracellular region
Molecular function (GO): cytokine activity; growth factor activity
Source: RefSeq, a predicted model, not a curated record
UCAGAGACUGAUGUCAAAUCAAAGAACUGAACGGAGAAGAUAUAUAGAUCGUAAGGAAAUAAUUGUUUGGAAAAGUGACGGAUAUAUAUAUGUUUUUCUUUAUUUAUUGUUGUGAUACCUACACUAAACUUAACAGUUACUUUUGAUGGCACGCAGAGAAGUUUCAAUCUGUCUUCUGCCUGGAACGAAGCAUCACGCCGAAGAAUUGAUGGAGAUUUUGCGAAUUGGAAAAACAACCUGAACGACAACUGCAUUUGUUUUGCACAGGAUAACAGUGUUUUGCAGAGGCAGUUACAACCCAACGGGUUUUUACAACCUGAUGCCAUAGAAUAACCUUUUCAGUAACUUUUUUAUUCUGUAGGCUAGUUCUUCAGAAAACCAUCUAUGCACUAGUGCUUUAAAGAACCCAGAAACCAGCACAGAUUUGAAGAUUCUAUAAUGUAAUCAUGAACCUUUCAGGGAACCAUGCAGUCAAAAUUGUCCUUAAUAAGAAGAGGGUUCUUCGCUGAACCUAAGAACCACUGAAGAACCUAGUUGUAAGAUCCUAUGGCGUGAAGCAGAAGAGUAGAGGGAAAAACACUGGCUUCCAAGUGGUUUUAUAUUUAGAAGUGAAUACACCCUCAUCAUCAUCAUCAUCACAGACUGGAUGUAAAGAUGACAAGCGUCUGGUUUGCUCUGCUGGGCUUCUUGUGGAGCGUUUAUUUGGCAGGUAGUAGUUCUGUACUGGACGGAUCUGAGCUUCAGCCCAACUUCAUGCAUCGGAGGUUACGGACUCGGGAGAAGAGAGAGAUGCAGAAAGAGAUCCUGUCCAUACUGGGACUGAACCAAAGACCCAGACCGCAUCUGAACAGCGGCAAAUAUAAUUCAGCACCCCUCUUCAUGCUGGAUCUGUACAACAGCAUGUCCACUAAAGAGAAAAGCGACGUGGAUCAGUACAGAUCACUGUUCACCACCACACGACCCGCUUUAGCUUCACUUCAUGACACAGAGUUCCUGCAUAACGCGGACAUGGUCAUGAGUUUUGUCAAUUUAGUGGAAAAUGACAGAGAGCUGUCGCCACAGAGAAGACACCAUAAAGAGUACAAAUUCAACCUGUCCCAGAUUCCAGAGGGAGAGGCCAUCACAGCCGCAGAAUUCAGGAUCUACAAGGAGUGUGUGACCAGGGCCUUCCACAAUGAGACAUUCCUACUUAGUGUGUUCCAGGUGGUUGGUGAACAUCCAGACAGGGAUGCCGACCUGUUUCUGCUAGAAUCUCGCAGGUUGUGGGCAGCUGAAGAAGGUUGGCUGGAGUUUGACAUCACAGCAUCUAGUAAUCUCUGGGUGAUGAGUCCACUUCAUAACCUGGGUCUACAGAUCAGUGUGGAGACCAGCAGUGGGUGGAGCAUAAAUCCUAAGGAAGCGGGGUUAGUAGGUCGUUAUGGUGCUCUGGAGAGGCAGCCUUUCAUGGUGGCCUUUUUCAAAGUGAGUGAAGUCCAUAUCCGAACUGGCCGGUCUGUGGGCAAACGACGUCAGCCAAACCGCAAUCGCUCCAACAGUCCCCAGGAGACAUCAAAGGGAUCAGCUCAAACAGCAGAUUACAACAGCAGUGAUCAGAAGACCGCCUGCAGAAAGCAUGAACUGUACGUCAGCUUCAGAGAACUGGGCUGGCAGGACUGGAUUAUUGCACCUGAGGGUUAUGCAGCAAACUACUGUGAUGGAGAAUGCUCAUUUCCCCUAAACGCUCAUAUGAAUGCUACUAAUCAUGCUAUAGUACAGACACUGGUCCAUCUAAUGAAUCCAGAGAACGUUCCGAAGCCAUGCUGCGCUCCCACCAAACUGCAUGCAAUCUCCGUGCUUUACUAUGACGACAACUCCAAUGUCAUUCUGAAAAAAUACAAGAACAUGGUGGUGCGCACAUGCGGCUGCCACUAACACAAGGGACACUUGCCGUCCUGCCCAACUGCUGCACCGCAGAGACAGAGACAAAUGUUUAUGAGGACUGACAAAACUAAAUAAGACAGACAAAAAGCAAGCAUUAUGAACAAAUGUGAGAGAAUGUCUUGACGGUGGAUCCAGGUUUGCUGCUUCUCAUCUUUCCACACACGGCCAUUUGACGUGACAUUUCGGAUCCUACAAACUGCCAAGAGGAUGUUCGUGUGAAUCUAUAAACAGAAAAUGAACUUGAUGCCUUAAGUCUAAAUCAAAGACACAAAGAAAAUGUAAAUUGUGAGCUAAAAUGCUGUAUUUAAAAAUGUGUCACUUACCAAAUAUUUAAAGGGGGUCGCAUCACGUUAUAAUUUCCUUUUCUGAGGUUCACUUGUGUUACAAAACAGUCAAAACAAUUCUUCGUGACUAUUUUCCACCCUCACGCUGACCCUUGGAAUUAAAUGGGAUACUUUUUGCUGCUGUGCCUUUAGGACUAGACAUUGUAUCUUUCUGAUGUUUGAAAUUUCUAGAAGUUCAGAACAAAUAAUUUUUUUUUGCAGCUUUCAGGAACUUCCUCCCUAAUAUAAAUAGACGAUUUGAGUUCUGAAAGUUACAGUAGCUCUUUUAUUUCAAAGGAAACUUUGAUUCCUCAUGAUAUGACCUCUUUAAGAUUUAAAACUUAUGAAUUACUUUGUCCCAAAGCACAGAAAUCACAACAGGAUAUUUUUUACUGCUUUCUGUAUUUUUGAUGAAGUCACUUAAACCCACAGGACUCUAUUUUGGGUCUCAAAAACUCAAAUUAUUUUAAGUUUCUCAAUAUUUGCUCUGCACUACCUGUGGUUUGCAUCAGCGAGUCAGAGCGAGUGGUUACACACUUCAACAGAACUCAAAGAACGGAACCAUUAUACUGCCGUUCCAAGGAUGGAACUGUUAUUUGAUGCCAUCUGACACCACAGAUCUAUAAUUUCCCUGCAACACCUGCACCUCGAAUGGCUUACGUCCAAAACUUCCCAUAAGACAUGAGGACCUACAAAUAAUUUGUUUUUCAGCAACAAAAUUUUAUUCUUUGCCAUUGUCCUCACAUGGGCUGUGGAUUUUGCACCAGCUCAUGUCUAUUUACUGUCAAACUUUUAAUAUGCAGCUGUCCAUUUAUUUAUUUUUUUUCCCACUGUGAGCCGCUUAAUGGUACAAAUCUCUCUGGACAGAGUAUAUAUAUAUGUGUCUAUUUUCAUAAUUAUAGCAAUAUCUUUUGUUUUUCCCUGGUUUGUAAUUUGGGAAUCGAUAAUCGCUUUCAUUUUUUAAUACGAAUACUGAAACCAAAUAAUUUGGUUACAUUUAUAGUUUUGGAACAUCAUUAUUCUUCCACUGAUGUGAAUGGAACGCUUCAGAAAAUAUGCUAAUUUUAAUGCUGUUUGCACUCCCAUUCAUCUCCCUGACACAGGACCCCAACAGACCAACAAGAUCAUGCCAAACAGCCAAACCUUGACUACCUGGUUCACACUGACAGGGGUCACAUCACUAGUUGGUAUUAGGUCGUACUAUUGGUUGCCAGUAGGCAAUUCUAAUCAGCUGUACUCAAAUUCCGCCCCAAGAAUUGAUUCUGAGGGUACAAUUAAUGUCAACUUUUUACAAUUCAUAUCCUUAAUUAUAUCACAUACCUCCCACAAACUGCUGUUUACAUGUGUCAACCAUUUUUGGAUGCUUGUGUGUAAAUACUUGUACAUUUUACAGUUUAUUUAUUGUUCAUUUUAUGACUCAUAUACCAUCACAUAACAAGAGUAAAGAAAA